AUGGAUUUUGAAUACUUUCGGAUGGUAUUGAAUGACUUCACUAUGAAAGAAUUACUUAUUAUUAAUUGGCUUGAUAAUAAUUUGGACAAAAGUAUAAAUGAUCGUCAAUCAAAAAUUUUAUAUUUAUUACUGGAAUUUUGUGAUGAUGACAUGAAGGAGUGGACAAUAUUGAAAGUUGAACAAGCAUUAAUGGCUAUUAAUGAAUUAGGGUUUUUGAAUCGAAACGAAGAGAAAAAGUUGGAUAUCUGUUUGCGUACUUACUUACGGUCGGAAAAAUGUUCCAACAUAAUUGUUACGCCAUUUGUUAAAAUAUGUUGUGGCAGCCGAUUAAAUAUGAGUACUGAACGCAAUAUAACAGUUUUUAAUAACAAUAAUUCGUAUAUCGCAACAAUAAUGACCGGUUAUUGUGAAGAAUGUAAAAGGAAAUAUUCCCACAAUUAUUUUAUUGAAGAUAAACAGAAAUUUGUUACACAUGAAUCUAUACUUGAUAGUCAAAUAGUGUAUCUGGGUGGCGAAUAUGCUUAUGAAAAAACACUUAUCAAGCUUUUAUCAAAUUCUAUCUUGUAUUUGCACAGUGGAUUCGAAAACUUUACUAAGUGUUAUAACGAAACCAAGAAUUCCAAUACUAAUAAUCUUGAUUCUAAUGAAGGAAAUUUGUCUCCGACUCGACUACAAGACUUCUGGUUUCUGUACAAUUUCGUUACUUUUUCAUUUUUUUACGCCAAUUCUGAGCAGUUAAAAAUUCCUAGUAGCUGUGAUCGUCAAGAAUUAGUUGCAUUGAUGGAUGAAAACUAUGAAAACAUGAAUAGUUGCUUUGUAAAUUUUUGGUCUCUUCAUAAACGACGGCACAGUUGUGGAUCUAAUUGUUCAAGAGCUUUUGUAUGCGAUGGGUUUCAGAAACCAAGCCGCUUUAUAUGCAGUAAUGUAAAGAAAAGUAGUUACAACGAAGAACUUGGUCUUGUACAAGUUGGCUGCGGUAAUCGUCCCGACUAUGACGUAAAACGGAAAAAAGAUGAAACUGAUAAUGAUGAAUCCAUACUUCUACCCACUAAUAGCAAAGACAUGAACAUAAGAACGGCUUUAUGUAGAGCAUGCAAAUCAAAUCCUACACCCGAAUACAUUGAAGAAGAAUUUAUUACGAAUAGCGAAUGCAAUAUCGAUCGGAAUCCACGCUUCGUUAACGGAAAAGUUAGGUCUUAUGGUGUCAUUUACACAAUGUACAAUUGUGGUAUUGUUGUAGAUUUCUUAGAAAUCAACUUGUCCGAACAAGUAUAUGUGACUUUAUUGCAUUGGAUGAACAUGUUAAGAAAAAUAAAGGAUUUAUCCGCAAUACCAAGAAUAUUUAUAUACGAUAACGCGUGUAGUGUUUGGAUUUAUUUUAAAAAACGUCUUCACGAGAACAAAACAAUAGUUCCGACAGAAUUAGCCUUGUUCCUCGAUUCUUGCGACUUAUACAUAGAUCGCCUACAUCAAAAAACACAUACUCGUCCAAUGUGUCUCAAAGAUCGAAAUAUCAACACAAGGCCAGAUUUAGCUGAUGUCAAUACUGUAAUAUGCGAACAAACUAAUUCAUGGUUAAAACAGUACUUAAAUAUGUUAUGCAAAUUUUCGGGAGAACGCUCGAAGUUUUACUAUUUAUUUCUGUUUCAUCUUUUAAACUGUAAACGGUCCUCUUUUGAUCCAGAAAAACAUUUUAACAUGAAAACGUUUUAAAAAUAAAAAUAUUUUGUUCAUUAUUGGUGCAGCUUUCCACUUUCAGGAGAACGAAUAAAGGGAGUAAAAGGAGUAAAGGGAGUAAAGGGAGUAAAAGGACUAAAGGGAGUAAAGGGAGUAAAGGGAGUAAAAGGAGUAAAGGGAGUAAAAGGAGUAAAACGACUAAAAGGAGUAAAGGGAGUAAAGGGACUAAAGGGACUAAAGGGAGUAAAAGGAGUAAAAGGAGUAAAAGGAGUAAAGGGAGUUCAAUAUAUGUAUAGUUUGGUAAAACGGGAUAAAAUAAAUUUCUCGUGGACCCCUCAAAUUUUCUACUAGAUUUCUAUAAGAUCCUAUGCGUAACUCGAUAUCACUAUAACUAACAUAUUUUCUAGAGGUUGCCAUUGCGUAAAAUUUCUUUUGA
Rotaria socialis is the source of this 2113-nucleotide messenger RNA. The record is from the annotation of a GenBank genome assembly. NCBI's taxonomy places the organism in Eukaryota, Metazoa, Rotifera, Eurotatoria, Philodinida, Philodinidae.